CAUAAACCGCCUGUGAGUCGGCCAAAAUACCGACGGCGUCGCUCUUCAUUCGACCCUUCCACGUAUAAUAGCACAGGCCAGUCAUUGCCCUAUGUCAAGCCAAACCAACUAGAAACUACAGACCCAGGCCUCGGACUUGCUCAGAUCCUCGGUCUUACCAUUUGCAUGGCAGGUGUCCAGUUUACCUGGACGGUGGAAUUAUCUUAUGGCACGCCCUAUCUCUUGUCACUGGACUUGUCAAGAGAACUCACAGCUGUCGUGUGGCUUGCAGGCCCACUCUCAGGUCUCAUCGUCCAACCCUUGAUUGGUGCGUUGAGUGACAAAUGCACUUCCCGUUAUGGAAAACGCAGGCCGUUCAUUGUUCUCGCCGGGUUCUUGACAUGUCUCUCCAUGCUGGGCGUUGCUUAUGCAAGGGAAAUCGGUCUCUUUGCUUCCAACCUCGCUCAUGGAGACUCGUCCGCUGGUCAUACGAAUGCGAUUAUUGUUGCAGUGGCGUCAUUUUACUUUAUGGAUUUCACUCUAAAUGCAGUGCAAGCCAUCUGUCGCGCCCUGAUCCUCGACAUACCGCCGCUAUGGCAACAGGAAUAUGCGAAUGCUUGGAGUGCUCGGAUGAGUAACUCGGCUCAAGUCAUUGGCUACUUUGUCGGCUUUAUCGACUUGGUCAAGUAUGCGCCCUGGCUUGGCGAUUCACAAAUGAAGGGAUUCUGCGUGGUUGCCAUUGCUGUCUUUUGUAUCACAUUGGGUGUCACCUGCCUGACAGUGCAUGAGAAGCCGUUGGAGCGAGAGGAUGAUCAGGAGGACCUGCCUUGGUACCAUACCAUCGUUUAUAUCUGGCGUGCCUUUACUCGUCUUCCUCGCCCAGUACAAACGCUGUGUAACACGCAGUUCUUUGCUUGGAUGGGAUGGUUCCCGUUCUUGUUCUACAGUACGCAAUGGGUAUCUGACAUUUACUUUGCUACGCACCCGUCAGACGGUGAGGGUAACUGGACGGAGGGCACCCGAGCAGGCUCCUUUGCCCUCUUGUGCUACUCUGUGGUAUCUGUGAUUGCCGGGGUUGUGAUUCCUGCCGUCGCUGCCAAGUAUGAAAAAGCAUGGUUCCUGCGUCUGGACAAUAUCUACACGGCAUCGCACUUGGUGGUAGCGGGAGCGCUGCUUUCGGCUUGGUUUGUCAGGUCCGUCUCGGCUGCGACCGUGGUGUUGACCAUCAUGGGUAUCCCCUGGGCCAUCGUCUUGUGGAUCCCGUUCUCCCUCGUCGGCGAAUAUGUCAGUUUUGAAGACGAGCGUAGACAGCAAGAACAGAUUGCUGCUGCAACUGGCAAUAGUAAUAACGAUGCUGCAUCUGCAUCUUCGUCUGCUUCCAAUAACACGCCACGUGUAUUGGAGGAUCAGCAGCAGCAGGAGGAUCCCAAGGAUGAGUUCGAUGCAGGCAUGAUCCUCGGUGUCCACAACAUGUAUGUGGUGUUUCCACAGUUUGCAGUGGCGAUUAUCGCUUCGUUCAUCUUUGCGGCGACAGACGCGGCCACACCUUCAGAUGAUGAAGUAUCAGGUGUCGCUUCGGUGCUUGCGUUUGGCGGUCUCAUGGCAUUGGUCGCAGCUGGAUUCAGCCGGUUCAUCAUACGUGUCAAAUAAUCAUUAUGAUUGGGGAGAGUUUAUAUAUAAUAAUAUCAUAAUAGUAUACACAUUACAUCUUUCUCUCUCGGUAGUAGAAGCAUUGCUGUUGUUAUUGUUGCUGUUUUGGAAACGUGGCACUCCAUGUAUGUGUGUAUUGUAUUGUCUCCACUGUAUGUGUGAUGAUAACUCCUGGAAUUG
Messenger RNA from Zychaea mexicana, 1809 nucleotides. Its product is annotated as major facilitator superfamily domain-containing protein. Gene Ontology annotation, molecular function: sucrose:proton symporter activity. Bases 166 to 1629 code for a protein of 487 amino acids. The record is from RefSeq and is a predicted model, not a curated record. NCBI's taxonomy places the organism in Eukaryota, Fungi, Mucoromycota, Mucoromycetes, Mucorales, Lichtheimiaceae. The transcript is spliced from 7 exons. Gene Ontology annotation, cellular component: membrane.